Molecule: messenger RNA, 1212 nt
Organism: Zeugodacus cucurbitae (melon fly)
Lineage: Eukaryota; Metazoa; Arthropoda; Insecta; Diptera; Tephritidae
Product: S-adenosylmethionine mitochondrial carrier protein homolog
Exons: 4
Coding region: 150-1031 (293 amino acids)
Biological process (GO): transmembrane transport
Cellular component (GO): mitochondrial inner membrane
Molecular function (GO): S-adenosyl-L-methionine transmembrane transporter activity
Source: RefSeq, a predicted model, not a curated record
UGAUAACCAUCUGUUUAAUAAGUAAAAAGCUGCUAACCGCGGAAGUCCAACAGUUUUUUCCAAACAUGUAAAACUCUACCAUCAUACUAAUAAAAUAACAACUCAAAUAAAUCAUCAAUAAAAUUUGAAAGCAUUUGGUACGCAAAAAUAUGGAAGUGAACGAGAGUAGUGCUAUGCCACAAAAUCACACACAAAACACUUUUCUGCAUUCACUUGUGGCAGGUGGCGUUGCUGGUGUUGUUGUGGACAUUGCACUCUUCCCCAUCGAUACAAUAAAAACUCGAUUGCAGAGCGAAUUGGGUUUCAUACGUGCCGGUGGUUUUCGUGGCAUUUAUAAAGGUUUAGCACCGGCAGCGGCUGGCAGUGCACCAACUGCAGCGUUGUUCUUUUGCAGUUAUGACAGUUUGAAGCGAUAUUUAAGCAAGACAACCGGUUUAAAUAAUUCGCCAUAUAUACAUAUGGUGUCGGCUUCGUGUGCAGAAAUUCUAGCAUGUCUUAUACGUGUACCCGUAGAAAUCGCUAAACAACGACGACAAACAAUUGGCAAUACACAAAGAACAACUGCACUGCAAAUUCUAUGGCGCGCAUACAAAACAGAGGGCUUACGACGUGGUCUAUAUCGUGGCUAUGGUACUACAGUGAUGCGUGAAAUACCAUUUAGUUUAAUACAAUUCCCACUUUGGGAAUACUUUAAACUACAUUGGACUGACGUCACUGGCAUAGAAUCAACACCUUUCACUGUCGCAUUGUGUGGUGCAGUCGCGGGAGGAAUUGCAGCCGGUUUAACCACACCACUUGAUGUGGCCAAGACACGUAUCAUGCUCGCACAACAAGGCACUGCAACGAAGAAGUUGAAUGCACGCAUUGUGCUAAAAACUGUUUAUAAAGAGAGAGGUUUUUCGGGAAUCUUUGCAGGUUUUACACCACGUGUGCUCUGGAUAACUUUGGGGGGUGCAUUCUUUUUUGGAUUCUACGAUCUCACCCUAAGACUAUUAGGUGGUAAUUCUGAAUCGGAAAAAGUAAAUUUUUAGCAUUUAAAUGCAGCAAAAUUUUUAGGCGAUCGACUAACACACAUAUAUCACAUACUCAAACUCAAUAUGUAUUUGAUUAGUUAUAAGACAAUAUAUGUAUUAUUUCAAACAUUUGUUUUUAAUAAUUUCGGAUUUUCUUGUUGGAUAUGUCGCUAAGAUAAUAAAUUAAUUACUUUCAAUA